Cryptotermes secundus is the source of this 3767-nucleotide messenger RNA. RefSeq lists its product as uncharacterized. The transcript is spliced from 10 exons. The record is from RefSeq and is a predicted model, not a curated record. Gene Ontology annotation, biological process: cell population proliferation; DNA damage response; positive regulation of protein phosphorylation. Gene Ontology annotation, cellular component: nucleus. The coding region runs from base 420 to 3290 and encodes 956 amino acids. NCBI's taxonomy places the organism in Eukaryota, Metazoa, Arthropoda, Insecta, Blattodea, Kalotermitidae.
CCUUGAACCAAAAUGGACGUGAAUUACUUCAACGUUAUCAAAGAAUGAAGACUGCCAUGAUAGAAAUGAACCGAGACCUUGUUCUUAUCUUGUUAUGUUAAAAUAUAACAGCAAAGCUAGCUAGAUGAAGUAUUGGCCUUUACUAUAAUUAUUCUGUAAUUUACGCUGCAUUAGAAUUCACAGUUCAAGUCCAGUUACGACGACUUGCGACUUUGACCCUAUAACCAUACAUAACCACAAAGAAACAGCUGUACAUAAGUCAUCUGUGGUAUGUAAUUGGCAGUCAGGAGCAUAGGAACAAGGUCACAUGUAAACAUAGAUUAAGUAAAUCUUGGCAAACGUAAUAGGAAAAAUAGAGAGGAGGGAGAGGAGUGUCAGGCAUCAAAUAAUGCUCGUUGUGCAAUAACAGCGGUUGUAUCAUGGCAGAUUCUCCCGAACAAAAUAAACUUGAACGUGUUUUGCAUCGUUUCCUGGAUCCCAACUACAAAAGCAGUGGCAAUGAUGAUAUUUAUAUGGAAAAGCUGUUAACCCACUUGUCAGGAAACAGCAGUCAUCUGAUAGAUCUCCCAGUAUGCAAGGAAUGGAUACAGAAAAUAGCAGAAAUGUGGAAGGAAAAAACCCCAGAACCGUCUUUGGCAUCCUUUGCAUUACAUUUCAUGGGGUUGGUUGUUAGUGAUUGGAAGAGAUUUGAAUUACUACAGGUUACUGAUGUCGUUGGGCAAGUGAGCAAGCUGCUCAAGCAUCAAAACUGUGAUAGUUCAUCAGUGAAACGGGCCUAUGUCAGAAUGCUUUCUGGCUUACUGAAACACGAUUCGGGUUGUAAGUGGAUUGUUCAGACAGAAACAUGGAAAGAUGUGUUAAAAUUUUGCCAUGAAAAUCAGAGUCUGUAUGUCUUACGUGAAAGUCAGAAGUUUGUUGUUGAGCUGCUGGACAGGCUUGGAGGAAAGGAGCCAGAAUUGCCCACUAGCAUCAUGUCUCAUAUUUUCAGCCCCUUACUUGCUAAAGAUUCUAAAAUAAAUGGGAAAGUAGAAGGAUCUGAACCUCAGCAUGUAAUUUCAACAUUGGAAUUAGCAUGCAGUAUUCUUGAGGCAUCUCUCACCAAUUUAUCACCAGUCGUGUCCGAUAUGAUAGAGAAACUCAACUUGGAAGCUCUUGUUUGGAUGUUAUUAGUAAAUCUUGAUGGUGAUCAUAAUGAGGAGUAUGCAGGAAAAGUUUCGAAGCUUCUGACAUUCAUCUAUUUCACCUCUGUAUAUCGAGAGAAGGAGGAAAAUAAGAUUCUGCCGACAGCAGUAAAAGCUAUGGAGAAAAAAAUCUUCAACUUGCUGGCAUUGCAUAUAUCGAGAAGGAGUAUCAGAAACUUCAUGAAUAUUGUGGUCCAAUGCCAAUUGUGCUGGCACAAGAUCUCAGAAUUUGUCUCAGUAAAUGAACAGAGUGAGAUUAAACAUUUCAACUUUGAUACACAACUGAUAGUAUUCCAGUUGCUGCCAAUGCUGACAUGUGUCAAGACAAAGAAUGUGGACAGUGAAUGCCUUGAGUUGUACACUCAUAAAAUAUUCCAGCUCACAAGUGAGGAAACGCAACGACUGGCAUAUUCAUAUCGUGACAUUCUAAUAGUUCAGGAGAAUAAGCAUCAGCUGGCCCAUCAGACCAUGCUGAGCAUUCUUCAGAUCAAGAGCAUUAUGAACAGGGAGUUAGCAGUGAUUGCGUACCAAGCAUUUAUGUACAACCUGAAGGAUUUUGUUUUUGAAGAACCUAAUGCAGAUGGUCUGACAGGGCCUGAGUUUGUAAUUCAAUAUCCUGAGCUGCUGGGGGCUAUUCUCGAUGGCCUGGCUUCCCUCAUUCGUUGUUUCCACAUCACAUGGCGGGAGAGCGUCGAGACAAUUUGCCUCUUCAGCUUCACGCAACUUCUGCUGAAAAAUGCCAACCUCUCACCCAAAUUGUCUGUGCAGGCAUUGCAGUUGAUGAAGGUAGCAAUCCAGAACUUCAUGCCUCCUAACCUAGCAUUGCUCAUGAACACACUUCAGGGCUCCACCAUCGACCAAGUGGGUCCUAUCUUGCAGAAACGCCUGCAUGAUGUGAGCUGGGAUGUGCGUGACAGCGCACUAGAAGUCCUGCAAGUUGUCACAGGAAUAGCAGAAAUCAAAUUUCCAGCCUUCCAGGAGCAUGUACUGGAGAAUGAACUAUGUCCUCUGGUGCUGGUGCUGGCAAUGGAUGACUCUGAGAGCUAUGUGAGGGCAUCAGCCAUUAAGUGCUUAUGCUGCAUGGUGAGGGUGCAGCGCUUGUGGACAGACUGCCUUGCAUCAGAGGAUCUGCCAAGCAAGAUGAUGACAAUCCUGCAAGGCGAGAGUGAGGGCAUCGUCCGUCGCGAAGCAGCUGCUCUCUUGAAAGAGAUCUAUGAACAUCACAAGUUCUUAAAGGCAGAACUGAGUAACGUGUUCACGGCGAUGGCACUUGCAGUAGUGUCAGAUUUACACUGGGAAGUAAAAGUAAAUGCGCUCCAGUUCUGGGAGAAGGUGAUAGAGCGGCAGAUGUCAGACCAGGGAAUGAUUGAUGGCGUAUUUCCAUCCGUGACAUUCUCUAAAGAGAAUAGGAAAAUAGUGCUACUGACAGAAAACGAGAUCAAAUUGCGACUGAACAAAGUAUUGGGGGAGCUUGCACGAAACAGGUGCUUACAGGUGCUUCUGUCAGCCCUUCAAGACCAUGAUCUCCAGGUUGUAUACAAAGCUGCAGAUAUCAUCAUGACACUCAACAGUGUGUUGAUGAGGCAUCGGCUCGUGCCGGAUGUGGAAACACCGAAACCUCUGCCUGAUCUUGUGAGGAACUGUGUCAGACCUACAAACAGUAAUUUCAGGGGCGUGUAUGACUCAUUUGGUUGUGAGGUAGGCACUUGUCUGACCCCUGCAAAUAGAGUAAAUCAGUCAAGGACAACCAACAUGGACAGUGGCGAGGGUGAGAUGGGCACUGUACGAUCAAGACUGGCCAGUGACUCAGACCAAGUCAUUGAUGCAAUCAUUAAUGAAACUGAUAUGAAUCUACUGGCAGAUGUUUACCAUGAUUGUCUAAAUGUUGGUGGUAAUGCCUCCAGUGUUAGUAGGAACUUCAAUUUUGAUCCAGAAGUUAAUGUCAGUGCAGAAGAAUUCUUGUUAGCCAUCUCAAAGCUCAAUCUCAGUGAUAUGGUGACACAGAAAGCUGACUGGCUGGAGCACUGUAGCAGUAACCUGGGUUCAUUGCUAGAUGACAUCCUGUCCUCGCAAGCAGAUACAGAAUCAAAUGCAAUGGAUUGUUACUAGAAUUUCACACUACAGGAAACAUAAUGUUAUCAAAACAGUAUAAUCACUUGCUCCUGUGCAAGGUUAUUUAGAGCUUGCCCCUGUUGUUUGGCAGACACUAUUACAGCUAGCCACUUGAACCGAACGGCACGUAAAGAGACAUUAAUUUGCUGUCUCUUGGAUCCUUUUGCAUGAUACAGAGAAGUGACAAUAGAUGGCAAUGAGCUACAUUCCUUAGAAAAAUAUACAGUAGAAUAAACCUUCCUUUGAAAGUAAAUGUAACUUGAACAAUUAUUGACUUUUUGGACAUUACUCAUGGUUCUGUUUUAAAAUAAAAAAUAGGCUGAUGGAUAAUGUCGGUAAAGUCCAUAAUUACGUAACAUACCACCGUCACAAACUUUUAGUUCUUAAUAACUUGUGUUUGUCUUUGAAAAGAAGAGAUAGUUAAGAAUAGCUCAAGUGGCUAUUCACCAGCUUCCCACAGCAGCAGCCUGGGUU